This is a messenger RNA of Heterocephalus glaber (naked mole-rat), 7028 nucleotides long. It is a transcript of the gene Sf3b1, whose product is annotated as splicing factor 3b subunit 1. Gene Ontology annotation, molecular function: mRNA binding. The record is from RefSeq and is a predicted model, not a curated record. NCBI's taxonomy places the organism in Eukaryota, Metazoa, Chordata, Mammalia, Rodentia, Bathyergidae. Gene Ontology annotation, biological process: spliceosomal complex assembly.
UUCCAGCUUUUCUUUACAUGCUCAGAAUUUAUUUGCAUUGUCUUUAGCCCUUUGAUUUUUUUUGGCAUGCUUAUGGAUUUGCUUUUCUUUUUAAAGUCCCCUUUAUUAGAGAUUUGUAGAGAUUUGGUUGAAGUCACAGAUGCCAUAUUCUUCAUCUUUAUAAUGCAAGUUUUCUUUCCAGGUAGAAGGACAAGAAACUAAUGAGCCAAUGCCAUAGAAACGCAAAGGGUUAAAGGUUUUUCUUUUACUUUUGUUUUGGGUACUCUUUCUAUAUGUUGAACAAAUGUGCUUUUCUGCUCAAAAUACUUUCAAAUUAUUGAAAGUUUUCAUUCCGAAAUCUAGAGUUUUAGGACUGUUACUUUGGAGAAACUAUUUCUCACACUAGAGCUCUCCCCGUAUUGUUCUAAAUGUAGCUUAGUAAAUGCACCUCCUUUGCUCUGAGCAUACUUUAAGUUAAAAGUGUGUAUCCAAAGACUUUGCUAUUCUCAUAGUUGGAGUCUGUUUCGCUAAUUGUAGUGUGCGAGUCAGCACCAGGGGCAUAGUGAGGCUGAUGGAAGCUUCCUCAGGUGAGUGAGCUUCACAGAACGAGGUGCCUGUUUCUUAGAGUUAGAUUCUGCUGCAGGUUUAUGAGCUAGACUUUCAGCCUGCAUGAAUUAGUAGGGAUAUUCUUUUUUUUACUUGCAUAAUUGUAAUUGAUUUAAACAUGUAUGUCAGAAUUCACAGGCCCAUACUAACUGUCCUUAAUUUCUUUCCUACAGCAGUACUGCUAUAUGCCAGUCCUGUCUGCAUUCUUAAGGGUGCAGCUCAACACAUCCUCUCUAGAUUAUGGUGAAAAAGUAUCCCAAAGGAAGUCUUAGCAGAGCUAGUGUCAGAAAGAAUGACACUGCCAAUUGGGCAUGAUCGUCAGCGUAGGAAGUGUCUUAGAGUUUUAUGAUAUUUUUUUCCCUGAAUUUCAAUGCUAUACUACUUGUAUAGCUAAUUAUCUGAUUCUAAAGCAUAAUGUGCCUCUGUGAAUCUUGUUAUAUACUCUUUGGGCUUCUUUAAGAUAUUUUGAAGUUUGCAGUGCAAAUACUAAAACUUUAACCGAGAGACUGACACAUCUCUUUGUACACCACUUUUCUUCUGCUUUCGUCAUGAUAAUGUAGAAGUAAUAUAUUAAAAGUUAUAUGUUUCCAGAUGUAAUUUAUACUUUCUAAGAAAUAAAAAUAUGUUUCUGGGUCAUCAAAUCUUUAAAAAGCAUGAAGCCCUUUUUUAGUAACAUGACAUCAGAGCAUGAUGAUAGGUAUGUUUUUAAAAAUGAGAUUUUCUAAAGUACAGCUGUUUUAGAUCACCUAAGAACUUAUUAGUCAGAGUUAUUUGUAGUCAGGAUUUUAACAGCUUGCAACAGGUAAUGUUUUGCAUAUAAACAUCUUUCCAAAGUGUUACUAAUGGUAAAGAGAUAAUUUUCUAGGCUUCUAUUCUGCUGCUUGAAGUCAGAACUGCUGAUGGAGACAAAGGCACGAAAGUGAGGGAAGACCCCUGACCCUAAAAUGAACGCUCGGACUUACAUGGAUGUAAUGCGAGAACAGCACUUGACUAAGGAAGAGAGAGAAAUUAGGCAACAGCUAGCAGAGAAAGCUAAAGCUGGAGAGCUGAAAGUCGUCAAUGGCGCGGCAGCGUCCCAGCCUCCCUCAAAGCGAAAGCGGCGCUGGGAUCAGACUGCUGACCAGACUCCUGGUGCCACUCCCAAAAAGCUGUCCAGUUGGGACCAGGCAGAGACCCCUGGGCAUACCCCAUCUUUAAGAUGGGAUGAGACACCAGGUCGUGCAAAAGGAAGCGAAACCCCUGGAGCAACCCCUGGCUCAAAAAUUUGGGAUCCCACGCCAAGUCACACACCUGCCGGAGCUGCUACUCCUGGCCGAGGCGACACACCUGGCCAUGCGACCCCGGGCCAUGGAGGCGCGACUUCUAGCGCUCGUAAAAACAGAUGGGACGAGACCCCCAAAACUGAGAGAGAUACUCCCGGGCACGGAAGUGGAUGGGCUGAGACUCCUCGAACAGAUCGAGGUGGAGAUUCAAUUGGAGAGACCCCGACUCCUGGAGCCAGUAAAAGAAAGUCCCGAUGGGAUGAGACCCCGGCCAGUCAGAUGGGUGGAAGCACUCCUGUUCUGACCCCUGGAAAGACGCCCAUUGGCACCCCAGCCAUGAACAUGGCCACCCCAACUCCAGGUCACAUUAUGAGUAUGACCCCUGAACAGCUUCAGGCUUGGAGGUGGGAGAGAGAAAUUGAUGAGCGAAACCGCCCACUCUCUGAUGAAGAAUUGGAUGCUAUGUUCCCAGAAGGAUACAAGGUACUUCCACCUCCAGCUGGUUAUGUUCCCAUUCGAACCCCGGCCCGGAAGCUGACAGCAACUCCAACACCAUUAGGUGGAAUGACUGGUUUCCACAUGCAGACAGAAGACAGAACUAUGAAAAGUGUCAAUGACCAGCCUUCUGGAAAUCUUCCAUUUUUAAAACCUGAUGAUAUUCAGUACUUUGAUAAACUCUUGGUUGAUGUUGAUGAAUCAACACUUAGUCCAGAAGAGCAAAAAGAGAGAAAAAUAAUGAAGCUACUUUUAAAGAUUAAGAAUGGAACACCUCCAAUGAGAAAGGCUGCAUUGCGCCAGAUCACUGAUAAAGCGAGGGAGUUUGGAGCUGGGCCUCUGUUUAAUCAGAUUCUUCCCCUGCUGAUGUCUCCUACACUUGAGGACCAGGAGCGCCAUUUGCUUGUGAAAGUCAUUGAUAGGAUAUUGUACAAACUAGAUGACUUAGUACGGCCGUAUGUGCACAAGAUUCUUGUGGUCAUUGAACCGCUGUUAAUUGAUGAAGAUUACUAUGCCAGAGUGGAAGGCCGAGAGAUCAUUUCUAAUUUGGCAAAGGCUGCUGGUCUGGCUACUAUGAUCUCCACCAUGAGACCUGACAUAGACAACAUGGACGAGUACGUCCGUAACACGACAGCUCGAGCCUUUGCUGUUGUAGCCUCGGCCCUCGGCAUUCCUUCCUUAUUGCCAUUCUUAAAAGCUGUGUGCAAAAGCAAGAAGUCUUGGCAAGCCAGACACACGGGUAUUAAGAUUGUACAGCAGAUAGCUAUUCUCAUGGGCUGUGCCAUCCUGCCACAUCUCAGAAGCUUAGUUGAAAUCAUUGAGCAUGGUCUCGUGGAUGAGCAGCAGAAAGUUCGGACCAUCAGUGCGCUGGCCAUUGCUGCCUUGGCUGAAGCAGCGACUCCUUAUGGUAUCGAAUCUUUUGAUUCAGUGCUGAAGCCCCUGUGGAAGGGUAUCCGCCAGCACCGAGGAAAGGGUUUGGCUGCUUUCUUAAAGGCUAUUGGGUAUCUUAUCCCUCUCAUGGAUGCAGAAUAUGCCAACUACUAUACCCGAGAAGUGAUGUUAAUCCUUAUUCGAGAAUUCCAGUCUCCCGAUGAAGAAAUGAAGAAAAUCGUGCUGAAGGUAGUAAAACAGUGUUGUGGAACAGAUGGUGUAGAAGCAAACUACAUUAAAACAGAGAUUCUUCCUCCUUUCUUUAAACACUUCUGGCAGCACAGAAUGGCUUUGGAUAGAAGAAAUUACCGACAGUUAGUUGAUACCACUGUGGAGUUAGCAAACAAAGUAGGUGCGGCAGAAAUCAUAUCCAGGAUUGUGGACGAUCUGAAAGAUGAAGCUGAGCAGUACCGAAAAAUGGUGAUGGAAACAAUUGAGAAAAUUAUGGGCAACCUGGGAGCAGCCGAUAUUGAUCACAAACUUGAAGAACAACUGAUUGAUGGUAUUCUUUAUGCUUUCCAAGAACAGACAACAGAGGACUCUGUGAUGUUGAAUGGCUUUGGCACAGUGGUCAAUGCACUUGGGAAACGAGUCAAACCGUACUUGCCUCAGAUCUGCGGUACAGUUCUGUGGCGUUUAAACAACAAAUCUGCCAAAGUCAGGCAGCAGGCAGCGGAUUUGAUCUCUCGUACUGCUGUGGUCAUGAAGACUUGUCAGGAGGAAAAGUUGAUGGGGCACUUGGGUGUUGUGCUGUAUGAAUAUUUGGGUGAAGAGUAUCCCGAAGUAUUGGGCAGCAUUCUUGGAGCCCUGAAGGCUAUUGUAAAUGUAAUAGGUAUGCACAAGAUGACCCCGCCAAUUAAGGAUCUGCUGCCCAGGCUCACUCCCAUCUUGAAGAACAGGCAUGAGAAAGUGCAAGAGAACUGCAUCGACCUUGUUGGACGUAUUGCUGACAGGGGAGCUGAAUAUGUUUCUGCAAGAGAGUGGAUGAGGAUUUGCUUUGAGCUUUUAGAGCUCCUAAAAGCUCACAAAAAAGCUAUUCGUAGAGCCACGGUCAACACAUUUGGCUAUAUCGCAAAGGCCAUUGGCCCUCACGAUGUCUUGGCCACGCUCCUAAACAACCUCAAGGUUCAGGAGAGGCAGAACAGAGUGUGCACGACGGUGGCCAUAGCUAUUGUCGCCGAGACCUGCUCCCCCUUCACAGUGCUCCCCGCCCUCAUGAACGAGUACAGAGUUCCUGAGCUGAAUGUUCAGAACGGGGUGCUGAAGUCUCUGUCCUUCUUGUUCGAAUAUAUUGGUGAAAUGGGCAAAGACUACAUUUACGCCGUGACGCCGUUACUGGAAGAUGCUUUAAUGGAUAGGGACCUUGUGCACAGGCAGACGGCCAGUGCGGUGGUGCAGCACAUGUCGCUGGGCGUGUAUGGCUUUGGCUGUGAGGAUUCUCUGAAUCACCUGCUGAACUACGUGUGGCCCAACGUGUUCGAGACAUCGCCCCACGUGAUCCAGGCGGUCAUGGGUGCGCUGGAGGGGCUCCGGGUCGCCAUCGGGCCAUGCAGGAUGCUGCAGUACUGCCUGCAGGGUCUGUUUCAUCCGGCUCGGAAGGUCCGGGAUGUGUACUGGAAGAUCUACAACUCCAUCUACAUCGGCUCCCAGGACGCGCUCAUCGCCCACUACCCCCGCAUCUACAACGACGACAAGAACACCUACAUCCGCUACGAACUCGACUACAUCUUGUAGGGCCCCAUGCACAGCUGUUUCACCCUUAAACUCGCUUCAAUUUGGUGAUAUACAAUUUUAAACGUUGCAGAUCAGUAUAGAGCUGGUCCUAGAGGAAGAACUAGAAAUCCAGUAGCAUGAUUUUUAAAUAACCUGUCUUUGUUUCUGAUGUUAAACAAUAAAUGCCAGUAGCGACCAAGAACACAAUGAUUACACGUACUAUACUGGAGGGAUUUCAUUUUUAAUUCAUCUUUAUGAAGAUUUAGAAUUCAUUCCUUGUAUUUAAAGGGAAUGUUUAAUUGAGAAAUAAACAUUUGUGUACAAAAUGCUAAUUUGUGUGUGUUUUUUGAACAUGAAUUGUAAAAUGCGGAGCUUUGAUAAAAGUAUUGGUUUGUGUAGAAAAAGUGGCUUAAUUCGUUCUGUCACCUGGUUUAUGGAAAGUAGUUGGCAGCAUACGAGCUGCAUACAGUGGUGGCAUUUUUGUCAAAUUGCGUUGUCCUGUUGGUGAUGACGAGCAGUGACUCUGGGCGGCCCGCUAUUGAGCCAGCCCUGGGCUCCUUGGCGAAACUGUCUGAGUGCUGUGGACUGCACUCGCCUAGCACCUUCCACCUGUCUCCAAAAUGCUUCUCCCAGUGUUAGGAGGAAGUGACUGGAGUUGGCCAAACCCGGACCGGUCUGUUUGGGAAGCAGGGAGCUGUUCCAGUCGAAAUCCUUCCUGCCCAAGCGAGGCAGCCUUUGGCUCCGUCUUCAUUGAGCCCUGCUCACCUAUGCCUUCAGGAAGGGCCUGUUGCCUCCAGCCACUGUGCUGGACAUGGUGAGGCCCUUUCCCCUGGGCCCACAGGUGGCAGAAACUGGGGAGACUGGGCUCCAUGGCCACCCAGGGGUGGUAGCAGCUGGAGGUCUCAGGCCCAGUGGGAGGGGACAGCCCCACCUGCAUGUGCAGCCGACGCCCACAGGAACCAGGCAGUGUGGCUUCAUUGUUUUUGGCAAAUGUUUCAAGUAUAUUCUCAGAUUUUCCUCAUUUCAUUUUAUGGCCCAAGUUUCUUGGUUUUAGACCUUUGACGGCCCGCCCAUGGUGGUUCUGUCUCCUCAUGACAGUGGUGUAAAGGGGAGGAAACUGGUGUCCAUGUCUGCCUGCCUGCGCUGUUGGUAAAAACCGUGUGGGGAGGGAGAGGGUUUGUGCUUCCAGGGACCCACAGCCCUGCUUGGGAAGCCCCCGCUAGGAGUGGCGGCUUGUAUUUGGCUUUACGGAAUGGGUGCGCGUUGGCAGUUCCUAGGCGGGUCUGUACCACUUUAUUUUUCUCUAGGGGAUGCAGCUUUCUCACAGUGUGUCAUCGUGUAGUCAAGUCAAACAGAUUCCAAACCCCCCUCCUGUUCCUAGAAGUUCUCGGGCAGUUGUCUCCCUCCCAGUGCAGCAUUAAAUCUUGCUGUCUGUGGUGGAUUUCAGUGACCUUCAGUCAUUCAUCAAGAGAAUUGAGUAUAGUUAGAUGCCAAAGCCGAAGCCUGCGUUUUAGCCACCCUUGGGAAAUCUUAAUUACCUUUCCAGUCCAGGUAUUUACAUAGGUACAGGUAGCUGGGCCCGGGCUGUAGGAAUAGGAAGCUGGCCCUGCCCCUGAAUAUCUUAGUGCUGAGGCUCAUGCUCGAGGGUAGAGAGGAUAACAUUGAAGGCUGUGACCUAAAAACGGGACCAGCGGCCCCAAAGGCUGGGUUACUCGGAGUGCUCCUUACCGGACUGGGAAGCAUUUUGUGAUGUAGGUGCAAGAGGCUAUGCGAAGCUCUAACUCUCAAAGACCUUUUCUUUUGCACUUUGUUUUGAUGUUUCUUAAAAGCCAAACUUAAGCAGAGAGAAAUUAAAUGUUCUUAUGGGGACAGAGGGUGGGUUUUUCUGUAGGCUUUUGUUGGUUUUUCUGUGGGCCGUUGCCCUCUGAUGGAAUUAAUCUCUUUGGCUGUUCAUUUUUUUCAUAUUGUGUUUUUUAAACUUGUUGUACGGUGCCCUGCGAGCAUCAAGUCCCACCGAUGAAUAAAACUAUCUGAAGUCCUGCA